Molecule: messenger RNA, 1498 nt
Organism: Polistes dominula (European paper wasp)
Lineage: Eukaryota; Metazoa; Arthropoda; Insecta; Hymenoptera; Vespidae
Gene: Fsn
Product: F-box synaptic protein
Biological process (GO): proteasome-mediated ubiquitin-dependent protein catabolic process; synapse assembly involved in innervation
Cellular component (GO): synapse; SCF ubiquitin ligase complex
Molecular function (GO): protein binding
Source: RefSeq, a predicted model, not a curated record
UAAAAUGAAUAUGUUGCUAAUUCGAUGCUUAAAUUUAAAUCUAUAUUUAGUGCAUCCUAUUUAAAUGGUAAAUCGUAUUUCGAGUUAUGUCGAUUUUUGGACGAUAGCACUCGAGUGCUUCGAUACGAUUAAUGUAAAGUAUCAUUGUAGAUAUAAGUGACAAUAAAUACAGAUACAAAGCGCCCUCAUGAAAAGUGUACUAAUUUUCAAGUGGCAAACGCGCUUAACCAUUAUCUUCGACAAAUGUUUUCUUCCUUUGCUAGCUCUGCUGACCCGCUAGCCUCUGCUGAUAGAGAACCGGCAAAAUGGACGGUAUCGCAUUGAACGCGUCCGAUCAUGUCUUAGAAGUGAUUUUCUCUUAUCUAGAUUUGCACACUUUAAAAAACUGUGCAUUGGUAUGUAAGAGGUGGUAUAAAUUCUUAAGGGAUGAAAAUAAUGAUGUAUGGAGAAUGCAUUGUAUUAGAACAUUAGCUCAAGAAGCACUUAGUUCUGAUUUAUUAUCAUCGGUACCCACUUACAAAGCGAAACUUCGAGCAUAUUAUCAUGCUUGGAAUCCUAACGAUUGUUCGCGUAAUGUUUAUAUCAAGUCAAAUGGAUUUACAUUGCAUAGGAAUCCUGUUGCACAAAGCACAGAUGCUUGUAGAGGUAAAAUAGGUUUUCGGCAUGGACGUCAUGCAUGGGAAGUAAUAUGGGAAGGACCAUUAGGUACAGUAGCUGUUGUAGGUAUAGCUACAAAAGAGGCGUCUUUGUUAUGUCAUGGAUAUGUAGCUUUGCUUGGAUCUGAUGAACACUCUUGGGGGUGGAAUCUCGUUGACAAUCAUUUACUACACAAUGGAGAUGCACAAGGGAGUUAUCCAUUACUCAAUAAUGCUCCAACAUACCAGAUAGGAGAAAAAAUCAGAGUCAUACUGGACUGUGAUGAUAACACAUUGUCAUUUGAAAAGAAUUAUGAGUUUCUAGGUGUAGCUUUUAGAGGGUUACCAGAUAAAAGGUUAUAUCCAUCGGUUUCUGCAGUAUAUGGAAAUUCAGAAAUAUCAAUGGUGUACAUAGGGCCACCUCUAGAUGGCUAACGUUUUACUUCCAACAAAAAGAUAUAUUUGAAUACUUAUUCAAAACUACAUUCUGCAGUUUGCUGCAGAGCUUGUGGCAUCUUAUAUCGACGUAUCUACGUUUCAGUAGAUCUAGCACACUAAAAGAUAUGAUUCUCUUAUUGGAGAAUGUGUGCCUACUAAAUUACGUGGUUGGUAAUACUGUAAAUAGUUAGUUUUAUUAUUGUAUUUUAGAUGGAGUGUUAUUAAUUGCACAACAUCAUUCAAUUAUUUCAAUUUUUCUUUUAUCAGAUCCAUUAUAAGGUCAUAUAAUAAUGAUCAUGAUAUAGGAUAAAAGUAUUUUUAUGAAUUCCAACCAUAUAAUUUCAAUAUUAUACUGGAACUGAAUUUAAUAUAAAUUUUAAUCGUUCUUUUAACCAGUUUAUAAAACACUCAAAUUCCUAUUUAUU